GAGGCGGGGGCGGGGCUUCGUGACAGCUGAGUCUGGAGUCUGCUCAUUGCGGCUUGUAGCGGCCGGCUGUCAUCAUGUGGGUGUUCGGCUAUGGCUCGCUCAUCUGGAAGGUGGACUUCCCCUACGAGGAGAAGCUGGUGGGCUACAUCACCUGCUACAGCCGGAGGUUCUGGCAAGGCAGCACCGACCACCGGGGGAGUGACAGACGGCCUGGAAGAGUGGUCACACUUGUGGAAGAUCCAGAGGGUUGCGUAUGGGGAGUUGCUUACAGGCUGCCGGAGGGAAAGGAGGAAGAAGUAAAAGCUUACCUUGAUUUUCGAGAGAAAGGCGGCUACAGGACUACUACAGUUGUCUUUUAUCCUAAAGAUCCUUCUAUAAAACCAUUCAACGUUCUUCUUUAUAUCGGAACCUGUGAUAACCCCAACUACCUUGGCCCCGCUCCCUUAGAAGACAUCGCAGAGCAGAUCUUUAACGCUGUCGGCCCCAGCGGAAAAAACACAGAAUACCUGUUUGAACUUGCCAAUUCACUCAGGGACCUUGUACCAGAAGAUGCAGACGAGCAUCUGUUCUCUUUAGAAAAGCUGGUGAAAGAACUUUUAGAGAGACACCAACAUAUUAAUUGUAUAUAAUGGGAACAUUGUAUAUAAACCUUUCACAAGCUAGGUGCUGUUGUAUAUAUUGGGCUUUGAAGUGUCCGCAAUAUGAACAGUCUUUGUUGCAACU
Messenger RNA from Nanorana parkeri, 723 nucleotides. RefSeq names its product ChaC cation transport regulator homolog 2 (gene CHAC2). Gene Ontology annotation, cellular component: cytoplasm. The transcript has 4 exons. NCBI's taxonomy places the organism in Eukaryota, Metazoa, Chordata, Amphibia, Anura, Dicroglossidae. The record is from RefSeq and is a predicted model, not a curated record. Gene Ontology annotation, biological process: glutathione catabolic process. Gene Ontology annotation, molecular function: gamma-glutamylcyclotransferase activity; glutathione specific gamma-glutamylcyclotransferase activity. The coding region runs from base 75 to 629 and encodes 184 amino acids.